Messenger RNA from Diabrotica balteata, 6009 nucleotides. The record is from the annotation of a GenBank genome assembly. Lineage: Eukaryota; Metazoa; Arthropoda; Insecta; Coleoptera; Chrysomelidae.
CAAAAUUUGUAUCAUGGCCGACGACUGGCCAAGUCACCGUUUUUGCAAACUAUAGGGAAUAUAAGUAUUUUUUUGAAACUUUUUAGGAACAUUGUUUAAACUAAUUGUAACAAAAUGGAGAACUUCUUUCCAAGUAUGUGGAAGGUCCGCGAGUUGGCUGAUAAAGUUACGAAUGUAGUAAUGAACUAUACAGAAGUCGAAGCGAAAGUUCGGGAAGCCACAAAUGAAGAACCUUGGGGACCUACAGGACAAAUAAUGCAAGAAUUAGCUCAUUCCACUUUCACAUAUGAACAUUUUCCAGAAGUUAUGUCUAUGCUUUGGAAACGAAUGCUUCAAGACAACAAACAACAUUGGAGGAGAACAUACAAGUCAUUACUUGUUCUAAACUACUUGAUAAAAAAUGGUUCAGAAAGAGUAGUCACAUCAGCAAGAGAACAUAUCUAUGAUCUUAGAUCUUUGGAAAAUUACACAUUCAUAGAUGAUAUAGGAAAAGAUCAAGGAGUUAACAUUAGGCAUAAAGUAAAAGAACUUAUUGAUUUUAUACAAGAUGAUGAUCGUCUGAGGGAAGAAAGGAAAAAGGCCAAGAAGAAUAAGGAUAAAUUUAUUGGAAUGAGUUCAGAUACAUUCGGAAACAAAUUUGGUGGCCGUGAUACCUGGGACGAACGACCCUACACAAGAGAAUCCGAAGAUUGGGACGACACGUCAAACUCAACCAACCGCUACAGGGAUAAAUCGUACGAAGAAGACUACGAUGUCGAGAAAGAAGACAGCGAUUCGGAGUCUAAAAAUAAUAGUCACAAUAAUAGUAUUAAAAAAUAUCAGGAUACGGAGCUAUCACAGAGUCCGGUGCACGUCGACAAACGCGUCAAUAUUAAUAUUAACACUUCUUUGAACAAUUCGCCUAAGAAAACGAUCAAACAGAUAAAGAAGGUCGAUCUGGGUGCUGCAGCUAACUUCGGAAGAGAUGCGAGUCAGAGUCCUCUACCUCCAACAGGAAGUAACUUGCUAAACGAUGACUUCGACCCCAGAGCUAACGAACCAGCAAACGACGUCAAGGUAUCGUCUGAAUUCGGAGACUUCGAGACUGCUUUUGGAGGUACUACGAAUUCUCCCGAAAAAGAAGAUAAUUUCGCUGACUUCAGUUCCGCCUUUUCUAAACCACCAAGCCAAAACACAUCACAAUACUCUGCUAUACCAAAUUUGCUGGGAACUACUCCGGACUCGACUCCUUCAUUAAAUAAUUCUAAUUUACUCCUCGGCAACUCUCCUCCCGAAAAUUUGUUAGCAGGACCUCCUUCCAAUUUCGGUGCUAGUACCUUUGCACCCAUUUCGAAUUUACCUCCAAAUCCAGCUCCGAUGUCUACUCCACAAAGCAAUAGUGAUUUAUUAGGCGACUUAGACUUUGGAUCUCUCAGUAUGGAACCUACUCCAACUAAUGUUCAGAGUAAUAAUAAUUAUGGAUUGCUAGCAAAUAACACGAACGACUUUAUGAGCGCAGGUUCUGUGUUAACUCCUACUUCAAUUCAACCACUCCAACCAAUGUCUUCCACAACCAAUAAUAACAAUACAGACAAACCGACAAUAAAUAAAAACUUACCAGUCGGUAGCACGUGGAAAAAUUCCGGUAAUAUCAACAUAGACUUGGAUAAUUUAUUAACCAAUAAACCAAAAACAGGUCCUUCCCCAAGUAUGAACCAAUUGGCCAGCAACCAAACCUCUCCAAUAAACCAACCUCGGCCAAUGAACGCGGGGAUGGUGUCUCCGGGCUUCGGCACGCAACUGAACUUCAACAACGUGCAGGGUUUCAAUCAACCCCAACAGAAUAAUCAAUUCUUCGCCGCGUUCAAAUGAUUGACACUUCAUAACUGAGGUUUUGAAUAUUGGCAAACCCAUACAAUGAUCUCAGACGGCAAUAUACAAACAUAAACACAAACAAAAAUCAGAAAUAUUUUCAUAGAUUUAAAAUAAAUACGGUAGUUGAGGUUUACCACUAAAUAUAUCUAUUCUUUAAAAGAAUAAAAUAAAUAUAUCAAAAAGAUAUUGUAGUUGGUUUUAGGUUUGAUGCUUUCGGAAUAUUAUUAACAAUAUAUGAAUUACGCGUUAUAAAUAUCCACAAGGGUCCUAGUUAUGAAAACGCAAAAAACUUGUAAAUCAGCAGAAUACUGACAAAUUUUUAUUUAACAGUGUGCUUAAGUGAAAAAAGAUAGACAUUUCGACACUUAUUUUAAGUUCUUCGGGAUUUAUACAUAUACUAAAAACAUUCCUAGGAAAAUCUUAUGUCACGUUAUCUAUUGCUGACAUAACAUUUGACAAAUUAAUGAUCAAGAAGUGUAGGUCAGCCCGGUGUUUUGUAAUAGUAGAUACAUUGUUUUCUAGGUUUUGGUCUGGCAUUAAUUUUUGCUGAUGUUUCUCAAGCAACUGCGAUAGUUCUCGUCAGUUCUGUAACUUACUGUAAGCAAUAAGACUGACAGCAGGUUAGGUCCGUUGCUGUAUUACGUUUAAACCAGAAAAGUAUGUACCAACACAGUAUAUGGUCAGUUGUAAAAAAAAUCAUAAGUGGCGCUAUCUAUAUUCAAUACAAAGAAAUAAAAACCAAAGAAAAAACAACCGACUUGUUGACCUAUAUCGAUUGCCUUCGGAAUAAUUUUUAUUUAUGAUUUGAAAUAAGAGGUACGCACAUUGGUACUCAAAUUUAUACAUUCCAAAACAGAUCGUAGUAAACCAUGUACUUAAAAAUGGUACAGCUAUGUCACUACUUUGACAUUCUAGUAAAUUUCUUCAAGAACCUCUACAAAAUUAUGGAAGUUGGGUUUUUGUAUAAUUUUUUUUAACUCUUGAUGUUCUUCGAUGCCCAAUUACCUGCCAUAUUACCCGUCAGUCCCGUACCAGUCAACCCGUCAAAAUUCAAAAUGGUGGACCAUUUACCAAAGUCAGAUGUCUUUACGGAAACAUUCGACCAUGUUAACUUUUCUGUAUAUGAACAGAAACAGUAUAUCAGCCGAACAUUAAUGUAAAGCAUUACCUGUAAACACUGCAAACGACGGAAUGAUGCUUAAAUACACCCGCUCAAAUGGUUAUAGAGGAAUGACAUGGACGACCUUCGCUUAUGGUGGAAGAUUUAUCGCAAAACAUAGUCUAGCAAAAACUGCAACAUAUACGGACAAAAUGAUGAAAGAAUUUGAAUCAACAUUAAAGAUUCUUUGUAGGAACAUAUGUAAAAUAGAAAAAACACCUUAGCUGAAUAUCUAAAAUAGUAUAUAGUGAGAAAUCAGGGUACUGCUCAUUUUUUUUACUUUUGUUCAGGCUUUCUACAUUUCACACUCUCAUUUUUGUCUCAAGGUGUAAACAUUCGUGUUUAUUUUGACUAUGAAAUGGCUUUUGGCAGUACUCUUGUCUGGCAACAAAUACAAAGGUGGAGGAAGAACUACAUUAAUUAAUUGCAUAAAAAAAUAGAACAGGAUCCAAAUUUAUCAAGCCUUUAAAGUUAGCAAUGUAUUUUGUUAUUUUUUUAAUAAAGGCUCAUAUCGAUAUGGGACCAUAUAGAGAAUGCUCAGACCACAAGUGUUCUACAAAUUUACUAUAUCACAAAGAGUUAUAUAUUUAAAAAUUGUAGAAGUAAACACUAUAAGCACCAAUUCUUGUAAUAUCUAACGACUCUAGUGAACUUUAUUCAUCCUCUUCUUUUAUUGAAUAGUUUGUCACAAUUGAUAGUUGAAAGACACAAGUAUAGAACAAGUCAGUGAUGUCAUUAAGGCAUAGAAACCAUUUUUUAAAUCUACCAAUAGCAAUCAAUUUUUAGUGUUUUCCCCGUUUUAUAUUUUCUAGGUUAUGUGUCCUAUCAAGUGGCUGAAGAGCUUCACCAUUUUUAUAUGGUUGUACAUAGAGGUGCACUGCUAUUUCGUAAACUGCAACUUUGUCACUGCUACCAAUAUACCUAAAUACAAAAAAACUACAAUUUAAAAGAAUUUUGCUAAAUGUUGUCACAUUUUAAAGUUUAAUACUCGUACAAGUGUUUUGCUCUAAGGUUUAGUAGAGCGUGACGGUUAACGAAUGACAUCUUGGAGAAAAGAUAAAGGGCUAGGAGUCGAUGAGUCACAUUUCACGUAAAAUGUAAUGUUUUACGUCACAUUUGACAUACAAUUUCACAUUCUACGUCAAAAUUUGACGUGAAACAUAUUGCAUGAGGUGUAACGGAUAACAUUUAGAUAAAAUUUCACGCUUUACAUCACAUUUUACGUCAAAAUGUGACAGAACGUAAAAUAUGUCUUAAAACGUGACAUUUAACGUGUGAAAUAUGAUGUGGAACGUAACAUUUUACACGACGUUGUGUUUCGUGUCAUUUCACGUAAAAGCCUAUGUUUCAUGUCACAUUUGACAUAAAAUUUCACAUUCCGCGUCCCACUUUACGUAAAAUGGCAUAUUCCACAGAAAUGUCAAAUUUUUCGCAAAAUGUCACAGUUUACGUCAAAAUGUGAUUAGGAACGUGAAGUGUGUGGUGGAACGUGACAUUUAACGUGUUACGCGAGUGAUCUUUAUUCAGAAUUAACCACAAUUUCAGUUGGCAACAAGUUUAUUUUGACAUUUUGAUUUCUCGGAAAUCAAACGGAAAUCGUUCUCAAAAUAGCGUAAAGAAAUUUCCGAAGUGGCAAUCGAAACGUUAAAAUGGUCGAAUUUUUAAUAUCACAAGACAAUAUCUUCAGAACCAAUACGAUGUGGCACGUGCCAUUUUUAACAAACAAACUGGAUAUUUAUCAGCGUCGGGAGCAGACAGGAUAGAAGAGGUUAUAGCACCAUAGAUCACAUACAAGUAAUAACAACACUAAUUGAAAAAUUAGAAUCAAAAUAGAAAAUGAGAUGUCACAAGCAAUAGAAAUACGUAAGAAGUACGACAGGGAUGCAUUUUGUCACCGCUGCUGUUUAAUGUUUAUAGUGAAAGCAUCUGCCAGGAAACCCUUUUGCAAGCAAACGAAGGAAUCGUAAUCAAUGGGGAGGUUGUAAAUAAUAUUCGACACUGUACUAGUUGCACGAACAGUAGAAGAAUUACAACGAUUACUUACAAAUAUAAAUAUUGCCUGCAACAAUUAUGGCAUAAAUAUCAAUAUAAAAAAAACCAAGUAUAUGGUCUUCAGUAAAAACACGACACAACCACAAAUUACAAAUACUUGGGGACUUCAAUAAACGAAACUGGAGACCAAAACAAUGAAAUAAAAAGACGUAUCGAAAUUGCCAGGGCCAUCUUCAUAAAUAUGAGGAAAUUCUUCUGCAACAGAGAUAUAAGCAUCCCCUACGAUUAAGAGAUUAAGACGUUGAACGUGAUAUAAUUACACUACUCACCUCCUUAUAUUUCCAACGAGGUAAUAUUAAUUUACAUCCGUCCAGUGGUUCGGGAAUAUGUUAUUUUGGACUUUAUUCUUUUUUUAUACGAUUUAAUUUGGAGUUUGGCGCAGAAAUCAGGAUGUUUAACAAUUUGUAACAGUGACAAAGUUUUAAUCAUAACGGACUAUACCUUUUUGAUAAAAACACAGUGUUAUUUACAUUUCAAUACGUAUUGGUUUGAAAUUUAAAAACCAACUCGUCAAAAACGAGAUAAAGUGAAUUACAUUACAUUCCGAUGUUCGAAAGCAUCAAAUUUAAGACUGCAGUUUUACUUGAAAACAGUCUCUAAAUAAACAUUAAUCCUAAAGUGAGUUGUAACGAAUAAGGCGAUAAAAUUUCAGGGUAUCAUCCGCAUUUCGUCGACAUUAUUAGCUAUAUUGUGUUGCUGUGCAUUUAACGUUAUUCCAUCGAUAUGUGUGUGAUACUUUUAGUAAUGAUUGCAAAGUGAUUUUUGAAGCAUUUAAUGAAUCUGAACCUGAAAAAAUUAAAUAGGACAGAAUCAAUAUUGUCAUGCUGAUACAAAAGAUAUAAUAUUUACAUACAAAAGUACAUAUUUGUAAUUCUAAGCAAUUAAUGCACAAAAAAUGCAAAUCUUUAAUUUGACGUAAUUCCUUCACCUAAAUUGAGUAAAUG